GAGACGUGGCUCAGCUAGUGUUGAGCAGUUCUGAGGGGGUGCGCCGGGUCAACCCUGCCGGUAUGGAGUACAGGGAGAUGGCUGCUCACUUACUGGGACCAGGGCCUAUGGCUGCCCUGACUGCAAACCGCACUGUCUACUGGGCAAGGCCAGGACAAGGCUCCAUCUACAGGUACACCUCAGAGAGUUAAACACUUUCUGAAUCUGGCCCUUAGUAUCACUAUGAAUGUUGACCACAGUUAUUUUUUUGCUCUGUGAAAUACUACUAGAUGUUAGUUCCCAUACAUUUGAUCUAUCCUGCGUGCCCUUUAGGAUCUCCAUGGAUGGGAAGCCCCUGGAGCCUGUCCUGCUGUUGAAAGGCCAUGGUGCUGUCCUGGGUCUGGCUGUGGACUGGAUCCAUGAGCUUCUCUACUGGACCAACGCUGAUACUCACUCCAUCGAUGUGGCCCGUCUGGACGUCUCUGCACAACGCCUCCUGAUAGGAGGGCUGGCCAUGCCCACUGGAGUGGCUGUGGAACCCUUGUUGGGGUAGGCUGGAUUGGAAGUUCUCAAUAUUGGUCGUGGAGACCUAUUGUAUGCACCCAGGUUUUUGUUUCAACUCAUUGAGCUUUAAAAAAAACUCAACUACAUAAUCAUAUUCUAAAUAUUGGAUUUAUAUUCAUUUUUACGAUGAAGAUAUAUAUAUAUAUAUAUAUAUAUAUAUAUAUAUAUUUUUUUUUUAAAGGAUUUUAAGGAUUUUCUAUCUCAAACUUGGCCUCUUAUAAACAAAUCUAUCAGUUAAUUGUACCCAAAAUGUAAAUUAGUAGGCCUUUCUAAUUUGUGCUCAGUCUCCAGCUUGCACAGGGUUUCACAGGGUUUAGAUAGAUACUCAGUUAGAUUGUUCAAAGUCUGUCUUGAAUGCCCCCAGGAGAGAUUUGGAUGUCAAAGCCAGAUCGACUGUAGUCAUUGAGAGCUCCUGUUUCCCCAGGCUCUUGUUCUGGGCAGAAGGUGGCAGCUCCCCCAGGAUCGAGCGUGCUGGCCUGGAUGGAGAAGGCAGGCUGCCACUAAUCACCUCAGCCAUAUGGAAUCCAGUCGCCAUCUCUCUGGGUAUGUUUGGGUGUUCUUUUAUACAUGUGUAUUACACAGAUAAGCACCAAACUGGUUUUAUAUUUCUUGAAGUGUACGUGUUUGGCUUAAUAGUUGGCCAAAUGUAGUUUAAUUUGGGAUUAACAAAGAUUCAAGGUUAUUUUCGUAACCCAGGUUAUCUGUAAUUAUGAGUGAGAUAUCUCACAGUGGGAUUCACCAGAAGCUCAAUGAGUAAUAUCUUAUGUUUCACCGAGUCGUGGCUGAACGACGACAUGGAUAACAUACAGCUGGCAGGAUAUACGCAAGAUAGAACGGCUGACUCCGGUAAGACAAGGGGUGGCGGUCUGUGUAUAUUUGUAAACAACAGCUGGUGCAUAAUCUCUAAUACUAAGGAAGUGUUGAGGUUUUGCUCGCCGGAGAUGGAGUAUCUCAUGAUAAGCUGUAGACCACACUAUUUACCAAGAGAGUUUUCAUCUAUAUUUUUCAUAGCUAUCUACCUACCACCACAAACCGAUGCUGGCACUAAGAUUGCACUCAAUGAGCUGUAUAAGGCCAUAAGUAAACAGGAAACGCUCAUCCAGAGGCAGCUCUCCUAGCGGCCGGGGACUUUAAUGCAGGGAAAUGUAAAUCUGUUCUACCUAAUUUCUACCAGCAUGUUAAAUGUGCAACCAGAGGUAAAAAAAACUCUAGACCACCUUUACUCCACACACAGAGACGCAUACAAAGCUCUCCCUCGCCCUCCAUUUGGCAAAUCUGACCAUAACUCUAUCCUCCUGAUUCCUGCUAAUAAGCAAAAACUAAAGCAAGAAGCACCAGUGACUCGGUUAAUAAAAAAGUUGUCAGAUGACGCAGAUGCUAAGCUACAGGACUGUUUUGCUAGCACAGACUGGAAUAUGUUCCGGGAAUCUUCCGAUAGCAUUGAGGAGUACACCACAUCAGUCACUGGUUUCAUCAAUAAGUGCAUCGAUGACGUCGUCCCCACAGUGACCGUACGUACAUACCCCAACCAUGGAUUACAGGUAACAUCCGCACUGAGCUAAAGGGUAGAGCUGCCACUUUCAAGGAGCGGGACUCUUAACCCGGACGCUUAUAAGAAAUCCCGCUAUGCCGUCCGACGAACCAUCAAACAGGCAACGCGUCAAUACAGGACUAAGAUUGAAUCGUACUACACCGGCUCUGAUGCUCGUCGGAUGUGGCAGGGCUUGAAAACUAUUACAAACUACAAAGGGAAGCACAGCCGCGAGCUGCCCAGUGACACAAGCCUACCAGACGAGCUAAAUCACUUCUAUGCUCGCUUCGAGGCAAGCAACACUGAAGCAUGCAUGAGAGCAUCAGCUGUUCCGGAUGACUGUAUGCAAAACGACGCCGGAUUUGUUAGGCUGCUGCGGUCAUUCUCAUUGGCAAUUGACUUUGUUGUUCAAAGUGGCUAGAGAGGAUGCAGUAAUGACAAAAAUCAUAUACUAGGCCUACUGGAAAAAUGAUAUGCCACUGAAAAUAUUAUGAUAAUCAUGAAAGGAGCUUGGCUCCAUUCUUUGAACGCCAUUUAAUAAGAGAGGAGAUGCAAAACUGGCACCUGUCAUCAGUCCUCAAUCACAUGCUGACCAUCAUGAUGCUUGCUGCUUACAGUUUUUUUUCUAUCUGAUUAAAGAGAUGAAGGCCAGACAGUCUAGGCCUAUUUUAGGAAACUUUCUGAAUGGCCAUAGAGAGAAUUAGUAAACUCAUACACUCACACCCACCCACCUAAAAGGACCCAUCAAUUAAAGCCGUCUGCAGCGCAUCUCACUGAUGCAUAAGAAAAUCACAUUUCUCCUUUCCUCAAAAACAUAUUAAAAACCUUGCCUUAGCUUCAAAUCCUUUCUGUAGGAUAUCAAAAACUAGACUACAUUAUAGGAUAAUGAUAAAUCAAUGUAGCCUAUCAUAUAAAUUGACAAGGAAAGUUUUAGGGGGAAGAUGGAGACAGCUGUGAUAUAGGCCUAGGCUAUUUGAAGAUUAAAUUGACAUGCACACAACCUGUCCAUAGCCUAUCAGCCGUUGAUCCAUUUUAGUGAUGUAAUGGGUGGUUAUGUUGACAUUAGGCCUACAUUUUCAUUUGAGUGCUUUAUCUAAAUAUCACAUUUAAACAAGUAUUCAGACCCUUUACUCAGCACUUUGUUGAAGAACCUUUGGCAGCGAUUACAGCCUCAAGUCUUCUUGGGUAUGACGCUACAAGCUUGGCACACCUGUAUUUGGGGAGUUUCUCCCAUUCUAUGUAGAUUCUCUCAAGCUCUGUCAGGUUGGAUGGGGAGCGUCGCUGCACAGCUAUUUUCAGGUCUCUCCAGAGAUGUUCGAUUGGGUUCAAGUCUGGGCUCUGGUGGGCCACUCAAGGACAUUCAGAGACUUGUCCCGAAGCCACUCCUACAUUGUCUUGGCUGUGUGCUUAGGGUCGUUGUCCUGUUUGAAGGUGAACCUUCACCCCAGUCUGAGGUCCUGAGCGCUCUGCAGCAAGUUGUCAUCAAGGAUCUCUCUGUACUUUGCUCCGUUCAUCUUUCCCUCAAUCCUGGCUAGUCUCCCAGUCCCUGCCGCUGAAAAACAUCCUCACAGCAUGAUGCUGCCACCACCAUGCUUCACAGUAGGGAUGGUGCCAGAUUUCCUCCAGACGUGACGCUUGGCAUUCAGGCCAAAGAGUUCAAUCUUGGUUUCAUCAGACCAGAGAACCUUUUUUCUCAUGGUCUGAGAGUCCUUUAGGUGCCUUUUAGCAAACUCCAAGUGGGCUGUCAUGUGCCUUUUACUGAGGAGUGGCUUCCGUCUGGCCACACAGUGCUGCAGAGAUGGGUGUCCUUCUGGAAGGUUCUCCCAUCUUCACAGAGGAACUCUGGAGCUCUGUCAGAGUGACCAUCUGGUUCUUGGUCACCUCCCUGACCAAGGUCCUUCUCCCCCGAUUGCUCAGUUUGGAUGGAUGACCAGCUCUAGGAAGAGUCUUGGUGGUUCCAAACUUCAUCCAUUUAAGAAUGAUGGAGGCCACUGUGUUCUUGAGGACCUUCAAUGCUGCAGACAUUUUUUGGUACCCUUCCCCAGAUCUGUGCCUCGACACAAUCCUGUCUUGGAGCUCUACGGACAAUUCCUUCCACCUCAUGACUUGGUUUUUGCACUGACAUGCAAUGUCAACAUGUCCAAUUAAUUGAAUUUACUACAGAUGGACUCCAAUCAAGUUGUAAAAACAUCUCAAGGAUGAUCAAUGGAAACAGGAUACACCUGAGCUCAAUUUCCAGUCUCAUAGCAAAGGGUCUGAAUACUUAUGUAAAUAAGGUACACUGCUCAAAAAAAUAAAGGGAUCAAUAAAAUAACACAUCCUAGAUCAGAAUGAAUGAAAUAAUCUCAUUAAAUACUUUACAUAGUUGAAUGUGCUGACAACAAAAUCACACAAAUUAUCAAUGGAAAUCAAAUGUAUCAACCCAUGGAGGUCUGGAUUUGGAGUCACCCUCAAAAUUAAAGUGGAAAACCACACUACAGGCUGAUCCAACUUUGAUGUAAUGUCCUUAAAACAAGUCAAGAUGAGGCUCAGUAGUGUGUGUGGCCUCCACGUGCCUGUAUGACCUCCCUACAACGCCUGGGCAUGCUCCUGAUGAGGUGGCGGAUGGUCUCCUGAGGGAUCUCCUCCCAGACCUGGACUAAAGCAUCCGCCAACUCCUGGACAGUCUGUGGUGCAACGUGGCGUUGGUGGAUGGAGCGAGACAUGAUGUCCCAGAUGUGCUCAAUUGGAUUCAGGUCUGGGGAACAGGCGGGCCAGUCCAUAGCAUCAAUGCCUUCCUCUUGCAGGAACUGCUGACACACUCCAGCCACAUGAGGUCUAGCAUUGUCUUGCAUUAGGAGGAACCCAGGGCCAACCGCACCAGCAUAUGGUCUCACGAGGGGUCUGAGGAUCUCAUCUCGGUACCUAAUGGCGGUCAGGCUACCUCUGGCGAGCACAUGGAGGGCUGUGCGGCCCCCCCAAAGAAAUGCCACCCCACACCAUGACUGACCCACUGCCAAACCGGUCAUGCUGGAGGAUGUUGCAGGCAGCAGAACGUUCUCCACGGCGUCUCCAGACUCUGUCACGUCUGUCACGUGCUCAGUGUGAACCAGCUUUCAUCUGUGAAGAGCACAGGGCGCCAGUGGCGAAUUUGCCAAUCUUGGUGUUCUCUGGCAAAUGCCAAACGUCCUGCACGGUGUUCGGCUGUAAGUACAAACCCCACCUGUGGACUUCGGGCCCUCAUACCACCCGCAUGGAGUCUGUUUCUGACCAUUUGAGCAGACACAUGCACAUGUGUGGCAUGCUGGAGGUCAUUUUGCAGGGCUCUGGCAGUGCUCCUCCUGCUCCUCCUUGCACAAAGGCAGAGGUAUCAGUCCUGCUGCUGGGUUGUUGCCCUCCUACGGCCUCCUCCACGUCUCCUGAUGUACUGGUCUGUCUCCUGGUAGCGCCUCCAUGCUCUGGACACUACGCUGACAGACACAGCAAACCUUCUUGCCACAGCUCGCAUUGAUGUGCCAUCCUGGAUGAGCUGCACUACCUGAGCCACUUGUGUGGGUUGUAGACUCAGUCUCAUGCUACCACUAGAGUGAAAGCACCGCCAGCAUUCAAAAGUGACCAAAACAUCAGCCAGGAAGCAUAGGAACUGAGAAGUGGUCUGUGGUCAACACCUGCAAAACCAGUCCUUUAUUGGGGGUGUCUUGCUAAUUGCCUAUAAUUUCCACCUGUUGUCUAUUCCAUUUGCACAACAGCAUGUGAAAUGUAUUGUCAAUCAGUGUUGCUUCCUAAGUGGACAGUUUGAUUUCACAGAAGUGUGAUUGACUUGGAGUUACAUUGUGUUGUUUAAGUGUUCCCUUUAUUUUUUUGAGCAGUGUAUUUCUUUAUUUUUUUAUUUUUUCAGAAAUUUCUAAAGACCUGUUUUUGCUUUGUCAUUAUGAGGUAUUGUGUGUAGAUUGAGAUUAUUAUUUUUUAAAUCUAUUUUAGAAUAAGGCUGUAACGUAACAAAAUGUGAAAAAAGUUGAGGGCUUUGAAUACUUUCCGAAUGCACUGUAUGCACACAGGAGGCCAGGUAUUCCUACUUCUGUCUCUCUCUCUAUAUGUAUAUACAGUACCAGUCAAAAGUUUGGACAUACAGUGGGGAGAACAAGUAUUUGAUACACUGCCGAUUUUGCAGGUUUUCCUACUUACAAAGCAUGUAGAGGUCUGUAAUUUUUAUCAUAGGUACACUUCAGCUGUAAGAAACGGAAUCUAAAACAAAAAUCCAGAAAAUCACAUUGUAUGAUUUUUAAGUAAUUAAUUUGCAUUUUAUUGCAUGACAUAAGUAUUUGAUCACCUACCAACCAGUAAGAAUUCCGGCUCUCACAGACCUGUUAGUUUGUCUUUAAGAAGCCCUCCUGUUCUCCACUCAUUACCUGUAUUAACUGCACCUGUUUGAACUCGUUACCUGUAUAAAAGACACCUGUCCACACACUCAAUCAAACAGACUCCAACCUCUCCACAAUGGCCAAGACCAGAGAGCUGUGUAAGGACAUCAGGGAUAAAAUUGUAGACCUGCACAAGGCUGGGAUGGGCUACAGGACAAUAGGCAAGCAGCUUGGUGAGAAGGCAACAACUGUUGGCGCAAUUAUUAGAAAAUUGAAGAAGUUCAAGAUGACAGUCAAUCAUCCUCGGUCCGGGGCUCCAUGAAAGAUCUCACCUCGUGGGGCAUCAAUGAUCAUGAGGAAGGUGAGGGAUCAGCCCAGAACUACACGGCAGGACCUGGUCAAUGACCUGAAGAGAGCUGGGACCACAGUCUCAAAGAAAACCAUUAGUAACACACUACGCCGUCAUGGAUUAAAAUCCUGCAGCGCACGCAAGGUCCCCCUGCUCAAGCCAGCGCAUGUCCAGGCCCGUCUGAAGUUUGCCAAUGACCAUCUGGAUGAUCCAGAGGAGGAAUGGGAGAAGGUCAUGUGGUCUGAUGAGACAAAAAUAUAGUUUUUUGGUCUAAACUCCACUCGCCGUGUUUGGAGGAAGAAGAAGGAUGAGUACAACCCCAAGAACACCAUCCCAACCGUGAAGCAUGGAGGUGGAAACAUCAUUCUUUGGGGAUGUUUUUCUGCAAAGGGGACAGGACGACUGCAACGCAUUGAGGGGAGGAUGGAUGGGGCCGUGUAUCGCGAGAUCUUGGCCAACAACCUCCUUCCCUCAGUAAGAGCAUUGAAGAUGGGUCGUGGCUGGGUCUUCCAGCAUGACAACGACCCGAAACACACAGCCAGGGCAACUAAGGAGUGGCUCCGUAAGAAGCAUCUCAAGGUCCUGGAGUUGCCUAGCCAGUCUCCAGACCUGAACCCAAUAGAAAAUCUUUGGCGGGAGCUGAAGGUCCGUAUUGCCCAGCGACAGCCCCGAAACCUGAAGGAUCUGGAGAAGGUCUGUAUGGAGGAGUGGGCCAAAAUCCCUGCUGCAGUGUGUGCAAACCUGGUCAAGACCUACAGGAAACGUAUGAACUCUGUAAUUGCAAACAAAGGUUUCUGUACCAAAUAUUUAGUUCUGCUUUUCUGAUGUAUCAAAUACUUAUGUCAUGCAAUAAAAUGCAAAUGAAUUACUUAAAAAUCAUACAAUGUGAUUUUCUGGAUUUGUCUCUCACAGUUGAAGUGUACCUAUGAUAAAAAUUACAGACCUCUACAUGCUUUGUAAGUAGGAAAACCUGCAAAGUCGGCAGUGUAUCAAAUACUUGUUCUCCCCACUGUACCUAUUCAUUCAAGGGUUUUUCUUAAUUUUUACUAUUUUCCACAUUGUAGAAUAAUGGUGAAGACAUCAAAACCAUGUAGUAACCAAAAAAGUGUUAAACAAAGCCAAAUGUAUUUUAUAUUUGAGAUUCUUCAAAGUAGCCACCCUUUGGCUUGAUGACAGCUUUGCACACUCUUGGCAUUCUCUCAACCAGCUUCAUGAGGCAGUCACCUGGAAUGCAUUUCAAUUAACAUGUGUGCCUUGUUAAAUGUUAAUUUGUGGAAUAUCUUUCCUUCUUAAUGCGUUUGAGCCAAUCAGUUGUGUUGUGACAAGGUAGGGGUGGUAUACAGAAGAUGGAGAGAGAAAGAGAGAGAAUCCAGCAUUACACCUAGGUAUUGUAUUCUCUGUGUUGGCACCAAACAGCUCUUUUUCUGGUUGAUCUUGAACCCUAACUCAUUGAGGUGGGUUACAGGGGUGUACCUUGAAGGGGAGCAAAGCAGGUAAUCCUCUAUGUAGGCAGAGACUCAGCUCCUUGUUUGUCAGGGGUGUAAGAGCCGCAUCCACACACUUGCUGAAAGUUCGGGGAGCUCGAGUGCCUGCCUAAAGCGGUGUAGCAGUGGCCAUCAUUUGUUUAACCAGGGAGUCAGGUUGGAGGCGGCCAAUUCUUACCCUUCCUACGUCCCUAUUUCGUGGAAAAAGUCUCCUAACCGGGUAUUGCCUGCUGCGAAUUAGCCUUGACAGGCGUGAGCUAGCUUAUUAGAUGCCUCGCGGCUAAUGGCUAGCUGGGGGUAAGCACUGUGUAUAAACGCUAUAGCUGUGGUGGGCUAGUGUAGGCGUUAGCCCACCUGCUGGUUGCUAGCUUUCUAAGAUUGUUAUAGCUAGCACAGUGCUAGCCGAGGGGAACCGUGUGGUUAUUCGUCUUUGGGUAGAAAAUCCCCACGACCGUAAUGUCAGUUUAGUCAACACAAACGAGUGAACAUAGGUUGUACUACACGAGGGAGCUGUCAAUGCUACAGUCUGUGGGCAGGAGUAGCAGGCUCCAUGGCUCCAAUAAGUAGCUAGUACGAGAACAAAGUGAAUCAUAGUUAGCUUUUGCCACAUGGGCUACUAGCCUAGCUAGUUAGCACAGUGCUAGCCAGAGAUAGCUAAUCCUCUAAGAAAGUGAAACAUAGAUGGCGUUUGCCUUGUGGGCAAUGUUCCCUCUAAGCUGCACGCGUGCAUGGGCUCACAGUUCCCCCGUGACAGCCGCGCAGAAGAAAUAUCAGCCCGCACAGACAAGCAUGACAUUUAACUUUACUCAACUUUCUAAAGUUUUCCCGCUUAGUUAACACUAUCAACGUUUCCCUUUACUGUGGGAAUUGUGAUCUAAUCAAUGCAAUAUUAGCCACUUUCAAUGCAACAUACCGAAACAAAACUAACUAUGCAAGAGAUUUUGUUGUAGGCAGAACACAUCGGCGUAUGAUUCUAUUGUAUUGACACGCACGACUCAGCCCGUACGUACACAGACCUGUGCAGCAUAACCAAUCAGAGCUGCAGUAGGCCUAUAUGCAAAUAGACCAUUGCCAAUAUGGAUCUAUGCCAUUUACUUUGAACUGGACUGUGUUUACAGCAGGAGCGGUGCGGAGUUGAUGCGGUUGUUUUGAGAUCAAAGCCAGAGCUGCAUGUAGCCACGUGUACACAUUUGUUCAUAUCCUUUGCUAGUUUGUGAGUUAUUAGCCCAGUUAUAUAUAAUUUGUAGUCAGCAAUGGGGGAGUGAUUGCUUCCUACAAGAGCUCAAAACGUGUACAUUUCUAGACAUCUUUGAAAAGCGAGUCAGGUAAAGAGCUUUUUUUUGUCUUAAAGGGGCAGCGUUGUAUUUUGAGACAGGCUUGAAUAAGCUAAGUAGCCAAUAGGCAGAGGGUAGAAUAAUUUGUCUGAUUCUCUGUAAUAAUGGUAUGGGAAUAAUAAUGCAUUUUUAUUUUGUAAAGUGGUUUCUUGCAUCAAACAACACAACAUUUUCAGUCACCUUGUCCGAAGGACAAGUGGAUAAACAGGUUAAUGUCAAGCCCUGCAUGUUUAAAAAAAAAAGUCUCAUGGAAUGUAGGCCUACAUCGAACACCUGCUACUGUAGGCUGAAUGAUAGAAAAGGUAUUUCCAUGAUAAAAUGUUAUGGGAUAAAUCUUCUUCAUUGUUUUUUAUGUUAGGCCACUCUGGUAGGCCUAUAUUAUGAUCAAAUAGCCACAGUAGCCUACUUGACCCCUGUUAAAACUGUAACUUAAAGUGGGUAUAGCCUCAGUGUUCACAGUAAACGCGCUCUGAAAGUUACACAGAAUUUCCACAACAUUCAAGUUUGCGCUCAGCAGACCUGAAAUUUGAUCAGUGCUGAAAAACAUUAGAGGGAACAUUGCUCGUGGGCUUGGAGCUUAGCUAGGUAGCGCAAUGCUAGCCGGAGGAAGCUAGCGCUUUUCUAGUCUUUCAACAAAUAAAAAAGUGUCUCUCGACUGAUAAUCUGUGAAGGAUGGUCAGUCUAGUCUACAAGGAACGAAGGGAUGUGGGUUGAACUAAAAACAAGAGAUAAAAGCUAGCAAUUCUACCUUUCCAGGUAGUAAAGCUAGUUGUGGGAUAGCUAGCUUGCAGCGAGCUAGCCCGUUUAACUAAGCCUUGUGGCAGAAGCUAGCCAAGUCUCAGUAGCUAGCCGUGUGACACUAGCUAUCAGAGGAGACAAAGGGUAGAAAAAGCGAAAAGGCAAAUUAUUAUCCGACACGAAAAACGUUCAUUUCGGUCUGUUACCCAACACAGAAGAGAAGAGUUCUAAAUCCUGUUCUCGGCCACAUAACCAAACCUGUGAACCCUUAAGCAGGAAACGGGAAUCACUUCUAGCUAAGGAGACCUUGUGUCCUUAUAAUGAGGGUAGAGGCUCACCUCAUUCGCCACUCGACCUUCCUGUCUCCGACAGACGUGUGAUUUGUUCUUUGAGCUUCUAGAGAUUCUGGUGAAUCCCACUGUGAGAUAUCGAAACGAGUAAUUGCUAAGAUAGUACCACUAAAAAGUCAGAGUUGAAUAGCGUGUGUUUUUCCUACAGACAUGCCUCGACGACUCCUGUACUGGGUUGACUCAAGGAUGCGCACCAUCUCGAGGGUUGGGUUCGACGGGGAGCAUCGCAAGACCGUGGUGGAGUCCAAUGGAUACCUGGACAGGCCCUUUCGGAUUGGCAGUGUUUGAGGUAUAGACAUUCAAAUGACACUAAGGCCUUAUUCCAAUCUGUAGACCAUCCCCUGUUCCCUUUCCUUUAGUCUUUGAAGACUCAUGAUCACAGAUCUGGAAAGACUGAAGUGGGGGGAAAUAGUACAAAUGACUGACUCGCCAUUACUAUAAUGGGGCUUACACCUCAAGGGCAUACUGAAAUGAGCAAUGUUUCUGGUUUAGAAUCCAGCCCUGUAAAGUCACAAACACUAAAGUUUGAUAGAAGCUACUGUUCCAUACACUCUGCUGCGCCCUGCUCCCUCACUUCCCUCUUCUCUCUCUGUGUUUACUAGAGCGAACAGGACACCUGUAUAUUGCUGAGAAGCACAAUGGCAGCCUUUUUAGUCAUUUUGCCCAAUAUUGGCUUGGUUUUCGCUCACACAGUUCUUCAACCUAAAGGUUAUGUGUCAGCCCAUGGAGUGAACUUAAUGUAUUGUACUCAAUAUACUCAACAUGCUAUAUUCAAAACGCAGAAAAUGUGUCCAAAGUACAAUGUUUGGGAUGCAAAUCCUAGUUUGUGUCAUUCAAAUAAUAUUGCAUUGUUGAUUUUAUGCAUGUUGAUUCUAUUCUCUGGAACAAGUUCACCAAGUCUUCACAGAAGACUGAAGUGUGGGGAAAUGAUACACCUUGCAUACAUACAAUUACUAUAAAAUGGCAUCAAGGGCAGAUGGAACGGGAGCAAGUUUCUGGUUUGGAAUCCAGCCCCCAUUUAAUGAUUCCAUUGUUUCAUACACUCUAAAGUAUGGUAUUCUGGAUGUCGCCAUAUGUUCACUACUCUCUCACGUCUCUCUCAGGGACAUGUAUACUGGAGUGAACAGGUCACCCACUCUAUCUGUAGUGCUGACAAGCACAAUGGCAGCCUCUUUAGAGUCAUCCUGCCCAAUAUCGCAGACCCAGGCGGCUUGGUUCUCGUUCACCCAGUUCUUCAACCAAAAGGUCUGUCAGCCCAUCGAGUAAACUUUGAUAAUGUGCCCAAGGCACAAAGGUUUGGAUUUAACCUUAGUUUGUGUCAAUUAGUCUAUGUUAUCUGACUGAUGUUAUCUUACUGAUGUUCCCAGGCCCUGCUAUGUGUGGAAAUAGUGGCAGAGUUUGUCUAUAUGAGUGUGUGCCAGACCUUUUCUCUGGAACAAGCUCUCCCAGCUUCACCUGCAUUCCUCCAAAAGGGGGUAGUGAUGUUGAUGAUGAUGAUGAUGAUGAUGAUGGUGAGUAUGUGAAAGUGGAAAGAAGUGUGGUUAUUAUGCAGUAGGGAUUCAUAUUUUCUGGAAAAUCUAAACAUAUUUAUUCCAGAAAAAAUUGCAAGCCCUUCCCAGGCAUCCCGAGAUUCCUGUUCAAACCGGAAAUGCUAUUUUAAAAGCAUAUAAUACCAGUGAAAAAAAUCUGACAUAAUUAUACCACUGUAAAUUGAGAAAUAUACACAAGAAUCUAACUGUUUCUUGUUGCAUUUGUUGCAAAGUCAACACGCUAUUUUGUUGAUGUAGCCUAGUUUUAAAGAAGGCCUAUGAAGUGCUGUUUGGCCGACUGGUAAAAUAUUAUCAGUUUAUUACAGCCUGAAAAUGAAAUUGAAUUUAGCCUUCCAUUGACUGAGAUGUCAGCCAGCGUGGUGGUCCUUUCCUCUUCCAUUGCACCUGGCUAUCAGGGGAAUUUCGGAAGGUUGGCUGGUUUUACUUUAUGAUAACCCACUUAUUGUGGUGAUUUUGCCAGAGGGUACAUACUGUAUCCGAUGCUGCGCUGAACAAACCGAUAAGCAAAUAGGGGCAAUAGCGGAGAUCAGCGCCAUGAGAUUCAGCACCAUGAAUAGCGCCAUUGUUGAUCAAUUCCCUGUGAGUCAAACCCGCUCUCGCUUUUGUUAGUGUAACAUGGAAACAUUUAGCAAAUGUCUAUCUCCUUGAGGGCAUUUGCGGACACAAUGUAUCAGACUUUUGUUAAUAGUGAGUAGCCACAGUUUAUAUUUUGGAGCCACUGUUGACAUUUGUGAAUGUGAGAUGGAGAUGGCCUAUCAUAACUGCGUCGAGAGGUCACGUGUAGCCUGCUACAGUUUCAUGAUAGUUAAUCUUGUUCCCAGACACUUCCACCAAAAUGCGCGAAGAAUAUGAUGGAACAACGCGUCAAACGUGGCCUUCAUUAGCCAGUACAGAGAACCGGGAGAAACUCCCGUGCAAAGGCAUUACUUAGUCAGCUUAAUCUACCAACCAAUCAUCUCCCACAACACCUUCCCUCCAUACGCUAGCGCAGGGGCUCUCAAAGUGGGGUACUGCAGGGGUCCGCAGCCAGAUCUAAAAAUAUAUCAAACAAAAAAAACUAAACAUUUAAACAGAUUAAAUUACUUUUGGCCAAGGGAUCUGUGGAAUAACAUUUAAAGUGUGUAAUACAACACAAUGUCAUGUUAUCCAUCUACAAUUUAUGUUGUUAACCCUGGGAGGCUCACAGGGAUAUUGGUAUCCACAGUACUUCACUAAUUAUACAUUUUCCGACUCAAUACUUCCUGUAUUCCGCAAAAAUAUAUUUAUCACAGGAGGUUGGUGGCACCUCGUGGUAAUGGCUGGAGCGGAAUAAGUGGAAUGGUAUCAAAUACAUCAAACACAUGGUUUCCAUAUGUUUGUUGCCAUUCCAUUUGCUCCGUUCCAUCCAUUAUUAUGAGCCGUCCUCCCCUCAGUAGCCUCCACUGAUAUAUACAGUGCUUUCAGAAAGUAUUUAGACCCCUUGACUUUUUCCACAUUUUCUUACGUUACAGCCUUAUUCUAAAAUUGAUUAAAUAGUUUUUUUUCCCCUCAUCAAUCUACACACAAAACCCCAUAAUGACAAAGCAAAAACUGGUUUUUAGAAAUGUUUGCAAAUGUAUUAAAAAUCAAAAACGGAAAUAUGACAUUUACAUAAGUAAUCAGACCCUUUACUCAGUACUUUGUUGAAGCACCUUUGGCAGCGAUUACAGCCUCGAAUCUUCUUGGGUAUGACGCUACAAGCUUGGCACACCUGUAUUUGAGGAGUUUCUCCCAUUCUUCUCUGCAGAUCCUCUCAAGCUCUGUCGGGUUGGAUGGAGAGGUUCGCUGCACAGCUAUUUUCAGGUCUCUCCAGAGAUGUUCGAUCGGGUCCUGAAGCCACUCCUGCGUUGUCUUGGCAGUGUGCUUAGUGUUGUUGUCCUGUUUGAAGGUGAACCUUCGCCCCAGUCUGAGGUCCUGAGCGCUCUGGAGCAGGUUUUCUUCAAGGAUCUUUCUGUACUUUGCUCCAUUCAUCUUUCCCUCGAUGCUGACUAGUCUCCCAGUCCCUGCCGCUGAAAAACAUCCCCACAUCAUGAUGCUGCCAUGCUUCACCGUAGGGAUGGUGCCAUAUUUCCUCCAGACGUGACGCUUGGCAUUCAGGCCAAAGAGUUCAAUCUUGGUUUUAUCAGACCAGAGAAUCUUGUUUCUCAUGGUCUGAGAGUCUUAAGGUGCCUUUUGGCAAACUCCAAGCAGGGCUUCUGUCUGGCCACUAACAUAAAGGCCUGAUUGGUGGAGUGCUGCAGAGAUGGUUGUCCUUCUGGAAGGUUCUCUCAUCUCCACAGAGGAACUCUGGAGCUCUUUCAGAGUGACCAUCGGGUUCUUGGUCACCUCCCUGACCAAGUCCCUUCUCCCCUGAUUGCUCAGUUUUGCUGGGCAGCCAGCUCUAGGAAAAGUCUUGGUGGUUCCAAACUUCUCCCAUUUCAGAAUGAUGGAGGCCACUGUGUUCUUGGGGACCUUCAAUGCUGCAGUCAAUUUUUGGUACCCUUCCCCAGAUCCUUCGACCUCAUGGCUAGGUUUUUGCUCUGAUAUGCACUUUCAACUGUGGGACCUUAUAUAGUCAGGUGUGUGCCUUUCCAAAUCAUGUCCAAUCAAUUGAAUUUACCACAGGUAGACUCCAAUCAAGUUGUAUAUACAUCUCAAGGAUGAUCAAUGGAAACAGAAUGCACCUGAACUCAAUUCCGAGUCUCAUAGCAAAGGGUCUGAAUACUUAUGUAAAUAAGGUAUUUCUGUUUUUCUAAAAACCUGUUUUCGCUUUGUCAUUUUGGGGUAUUGUUCGUAGAUUGAUGUGGACAUUUUUUUAUUUAAUCAAUUUUAGAAUGAGGCUGUAACGUAACAAAAUGUGGAAAAAGUCAAGGGGUCUGAAUACUUUCCGAAUGCACGGUAUAUUUUUGGCUCCCGGUUUACUGUUGUUAAUCCCUAUUGAAAAAUAGGGGUAGGGUUGUAGAGAAUCGAAGGACCAUGAAUAUAAUAAGAAACCUUAGGUGCUGGCUUAAGGCCGGUAGCAACCACUACAGAAUGUCCGGUCAGAACAAGGAUAAGGCGGUUGUCCAGGUUAAGGGGAGUUUAAUGAAUGUCCACAUUCACACACAUAUCACACACACAUCUGACCACUGAUGGCUCAGAUAACUGAGAAUCAUGUUCAGUGAGAACUGACAUUAACUAUGUGGUCGUUUAGAUGCACACACAAUUAAACAUCAGACAUACAGGGAUUCAGUCCACAGGACGGAAAGUUCAGCAGGAUGGAAAACUGUGGACGUGCUCAUCAGGAUGGGGAAAGCACAUUUCUGACCACACAGCGUGCUGGGGUCAUAGACGAACUGAAACUGAAGUUCCGGGAAUCAAGGCCACUCAUAGGCUGAACGAGAUGUGCUGAUAAAUAUUUGGUGUGACCUUGAUCAAUAAGACACGAACAAAAGUGGGGGUCCUCUGAAUGGGAGACUAAGCUGCCCGACUAGAACUAACCAGAAGGGAUGGCUAGAAUCAGCUGACUGAAGCUGGCCGUUUUAACACCUAUUACGUAGUAUAACAUUUAAGAUAAUAACAUGUCACAUUUCCACCUGCAAAUAGCACCAAAUGUCAGUUACGAAAUAGUAGAAAUGCAAAGUAGCUUUUUAGCGCGGCCAGUUGUUGUGUGUACAACUUCCUGUAUUACCAUUGGCUCUUGUUCGCAAGGUUAGCAACAAUAGCAAAAACAUUAACAAUACAAAAGUUAUUCUCAUCCAGGAAAACUGAUGUCGCAUAACCUUUGAAAAUUGCAUUUGGUGAAACAUUUUCCAUUUGGUAUUCUUUGUGAUUACUUGAUUGCAGAAUUGUUCUUUUCCUUUUUUAGAUACAGUCGUUUCUCACACUCUUCCAGCCCCAGCGCUGUCUGAUGCAACCUAUGCUGGAAUCCUUUCGCUCAUAGGUAGGUUUUGUAGUAUAUUUAGCGUUAUACAACAGGUGGGACUAAUCCUGAAUGUUGAUUGGUUAAAAUUGCUUUCCAGCCAGUGUCUAUUCCACAAAUUGCCACCGGCUAAAUCUAUGACAUUUAAAUGCCUAUUUACUCUGUUCCAUCUGACUGCGCAAUCCACUGUCUCAUCAGCCAGGCAACUUAAACUUGAUCUCCACUACAAAAAGCAUCUAGACAUUAUUUCACAAUUCUUUAAACCUUGCUGUCUGUCUCUCCGACAUUUGCAACAUUGUUUCAAUAUUCAAAUUCGAUCUCCUACUGUCCCAUAUUAAUGAACGAGUCGGGACGAGGAAGACAGCAUUUCUCAGCCAGGCGAAAUCAUGAAUCAGCUGGCAUCAUUUUUAUGGAGAUCUACAAACGCAGCUAAUUUGCAGUCUUUCCAGCUUCAGUUUGAAGUGAUUGUGUUACAGUAGCUGUGUUGUUGGCUAGCUCCUCUGAACAACAGUGUCCUGACAAAUGAGCACAUUUUCUAUGCCAGGUGAAAUCGCAUCUCAUUAGCUCAUUAUGGAUGUAUCCAAAUAAAUGUCACUAGAAAACAGCUUAAACAAAUGCAAAUGCAGUUACUUUGCUGUUAUUCUGGCUGCACUUUUUGACUUGACUGUUAAGUUAGCCGUAGUUGGCUAGCUAGCAAGCAAGGGAUAAGAAUGUUGCCAGCCAGUAUGGCAAUGGAACGAACGACUGGGUCGCAAACAUAGAUACAGAACAAAAAGACUGAACGACUGGGUCGCGUCUAGCAACCCUAGAUUUGUGUCGGGACUAUAUCUUGUGGAAGGAUGAAAUAGUAUGAAUAAAUUAAUCAAAAUAACGUUUUUAAUGAACAUAUGUCAAACAUUAUUUGAAUAUGUUGGUAACCCGUUGUAUAAAAGUGAUAAUGCCCGAGAAGCCGGUGUUUGGAGGAUAUAUUGGCACAGUUUGCCAAUAUGUCACGCCCUGGCUCUGGGGACGCUUGUAUGUCGAGCCAGGGUGUGAGUUUUCUUUGUUUAUUCUAGGUUUUAUCUAGCUCUUUCGUUUCUAUGUUGGCCAGUGUGGUUCUCAAUCAGAGGCAACGUGUAUCAGCUGUUGCUUGUUGUCUCUGAUUGGGAACCAUACUUAAGCAGCCAGUUUUCCCACAGUGUUUGUGGGAUCUUGUUCCUGUGUAGGUUUGUGUUUUGCACCUUUGGACGUCACGUAUCGUUUGUUGUUUUGUUCGUGUUAUCAUUAUUUAAUAAAUAUGUUCACCUUCCACAUUGCGCCUUGGUCCUCUGUACCCGACGAUCGUGACACAAUAUAUCCUCCAAACACCGGCUUCUCGGCAUUAUCACUUAAAUGAAUCCAUUAUAUUUAAUAUCUUAUGGAACUGUACUGGAGAGAUGAUAUGUAAAGAAAGACUCAAAUGAUGACCAUUUUAUGUAAAUAUGGGUAUAAGUGUCAGUGCUUAUGGUUUAUAUGCAAAAAACGGUAACACUUUAUUUUAAGGUACACAUAAUAGCCACUAAUGUGUAGUUUAUACGUGUCUAUAUAAGUAGCCAGUAAGGCCUUUAUUAUGUAUUAUUAGUCCUAUAAGGUGUGCCCCUUUCUGUCCAAUGUGGUCCUUUCUGGACAAUAUUUCUUUAAGUAAGAAUAAGGUAAAACUUUAGUAUAAGGAACACAUCUUAAAGCACUAUGCCUCAGUUAGUUCCACAUUGAGACAAAAUACCAAGAGUCUGAUUUCUGUGUAAAUUGCUCUUUAUUAAAGGUCCAGUGCAGCCAUUUUUAUCUCAAUAUCAAAUCAUUUCUGGGUAACAAUUAAGUAUCUUACUGUGACUGUUUUCAAUUAAAAUGGUCAAAAAGAAACAAAAAUAGUUUGUUAGCAAAGAUCAAUUUCUCAAGCAAGAAUUUUGCUAGCACUGUCUGGGAGUCAUCUGAGUGGGGAGGGGGAAACUGAAAACUAGCUGAUAUUGGAAGAGGUUUGGAACUCUUUCUUAUUGGUCCUAUUAACUAAUUUACCACCUGGUGAUGCCACCAAGCAGGCCAAACCUCCAUCCCACCAAAACAGGCUAAAAUGUCAGGCCAUAAUUUCAAACAGCUCUUACACUAAAAGGGCAUUAUCAUAAUUUUCACAAUUUCACAGUAUUAUUUCAAACCUCCUUGUGGAAAUGUACAUAAACCACAGGAAAAUCAUGUUUUUGACUGCACUGGGGCUUUAAAUACUAAUACCUUUAUUAUGAGUAACAAUUAGGUUAUUAAGGAUUGGCUUUUUAACAUAUGACUUUGAAUAAGAAUACACUUAAUUAAGGCCUAAUAUAUGGCUAACAAGACAUACAUAUUACUUAUUACCUUACUUAUAUACAUGCUUAUAAACUAUACAUUAGUGGGUAGUAUGUGUACCUUUUAAAAUAAAGUGCAAAACUAACCACUCUACAGUACCAGUCAAAAGUUUGAACACACCUACUCAUUCCAGGGUUUUUCUUUUCUUUUUUACUAUUUUCUACAUUGUAAAUCAAAACUAUGAAAUAACACAUAUGGAAUCAUGUAGUAACCAAAAAGUGUUAAACAAAUCAAAAUAUAUUUUAUAUUUGAGAUUCUUCAAAUAGCCACCCUUUGCCUUGAUGACAGCUUUGCAAACUCUUGGCAUUCUCUCAACCAGCUUCAUGAGGUAGUCACCUGGAAUGCAUUUCAAUUAACAGGUGUGCCUUGUUAAAAGUUAAUUUGUGAAAAUUAUUUCCUCCUUAAUGCAUUUGAGCCAAUCAGUUGUGUUGUGACAAGGUAGGGGUGGUAUACAGAAGAUAGCCCUAUUUGGUAAAAGACCAAGUCCAUAUUAUGGCAAGAACAGCUCAAAUAAGGAAAGAGAAACGACAGUCCAUCAUUACUUUAAGACAUGAAGGUCAGUCAAUCCGGAAAAUUUAAAGAAUUUUGAAAGUUUCUUCAAGUGCAGUCGCAAAAAACAUCAAGCACUAUGAUGAAACUGGCUCUCAUGAGGACCGCCACAGGAAAGGAAGACCCAGAGUUACCUCUGCUGCAGAGGAUAAGUUCAUUAGAGUUACCAGCCUCAGAAAUUGCAGCCCAAAUAAAUGCUUCACAGAGUUCAAGUAACAGACACAUCUCAACAUCAACUGUUCAGAGGAGACUGUGUGAAUCAGGCCUUCAUGGUCGAAUUGCUGCAAAGAAACCACUACUAAAGGACACCAAUAAGAAGAAGAGACUUGCUUAGGCCAAGAAACACGAGCAAUGGACAUUAGACCGGUGGAAAUCUGUCCUUUGGUCUGAUGAGUCCAAAUUUGAGAUUUUUGGUUCCAACCGCUGUGUCUUUGUGAGAUGCAGAGUAGGUGAACGGAUGAUCUCCAUAUGUGUGGUUCCCACUGUGAAGCAUGGAGUAGGAGGUGUGAUUGUGUGGUGGUGCUUUUGCUGGUGACACAGUCAUUGAUUUAUUUAGAAUUCAAGGCACACUAAGGCUGCCACAGCAUUCUGCAGCGAUACACCAUCCCAUCUGGCUUGGGCUUAGUGGGAAUAUCAUUUGUUUUUGAACAGGACAAUAACCCAACACACCUCCAGGCUGUGUAAGGGCUAUUUGACCAAGAAGGAGAGUGAUGGAGUGCUGCAUCAGAUGACCUGGCCUCCACAAUCACCUGGCCUCAACCCAAUUGAGAUGGUUUGGGAUGAGUUGGACCGCAGAGUGAAGGAAAAGCAGCCAACAAGUGCUCAGCAUAUGUGGAAACUCCUUCAAGACUGUUGGAAAAGCAUUCCAGGUGAAGCUGGUUGAGAGAAUGCCAAGAGUAUAUUUUGAUUUGUUUAACACUUAUUUGGUUACUACAUGAUUCCAUAUGUGUUAUUUCAUAGUUUUGAUGUCUUCACUAUUAUUAUACAAUGUAGAAAAUAGUACAAAUAAAGAAAAACCUUGGAAUGAGUAUGUGUGUCCAAACUUUUGAAUGGUACUGUAUAUGUUCUGCCCAGUGGUCCUGAGUGUGCUAUUGGCAGGGGUGGUGUUGUGGUGGUGGAGGGAGGAGUUCAGGCCUUCCAGGACACUCACCCUCCAAGACUUCUCCCUGAAGGAGUCCCAGGACCCCCUCAUCCAGGCACCAGCCAGGGGCCCUGAGGUUUGUCCUGUCAAGGUAAGCCCUGCCAAUGAGCAGGACGAGUGUGUGGGCUUUGUUCACAACAGUAUGAAGGGGGACAGUUUCCUAUUUCAAGGGAUUCCUGGUAAAAUGGAUAUAGAUGUCAAUAAGAAUGAAAGAUACAGUGGCUUGCGAAAGAUUUCACCCCCGUUGGCAUUUUUCCUAUUUUGUUGCCUUACAACCUGGAAUUAAAAUUGAUUUUGGGGGAGUUUGUAUCAUUUGAUUUACACAACAUGCCUACCACUUUGAAGAUGCAAAAUAUUUUUUAUUGUGAAACAAACAAGAAAUAAGACAAAAAAACUGAAAACUUGAGUGUGCAUACAGUGGGGAGAACAAGUAUUUCAUACACUGCCGAUUUUGCAGGUUUUCCUACUUACAAAGCAUGUAGAGGUCUGUAAUUUGUAUCAUAGGUACACUUCAGCUGUGAGAAACGGAAUCUAAAACAAAAAUCCAGAAAAUCACAUUGUAUGAUUUGUGUGUUUGAUACAUCAGAAAAGUGUUUGAUACAUCAGAAAAGCAGAACUUAAUAUUUGGUACAGAAACCUUUGUUUGCAAUUACAGAGAUCAUACGUUUCCUGUAGGUCUUGACCAGGUUUGCACACACUGCAGCAGGGAUUUUGGCCCACUCCUCCAUACAGACCUUCUCCAGAUCCUUCAGGUUUCGGGGCUGUCGCUGGGCAAUACGGACCUUCAGCUCCCGCCAAAGAUUUUCUAUUGGGUUCAGGUCUGGAGACUGGCUAGGCCACUCCAGGACCUUGAGAUGCUUCUUACGGAGCCACUCCUUAGUUGCCCUGGCUGUGUGUUUCGGGUCGUUGUCAUGCUGGAAGACCCAGCCACGACCCAUCUUCAAUGCUCUUACUGAGGGAAGGAGGUUGUUGGCCAAGAUCUCGCGAUACAUGGCCCCAUCCAUCCUCCCCUCAAUACGGUGCAGUUGUCCUGUCCCCUUUGCAGAAAAGCAUCCCCAAAGAAUGAUGUUUCCACCUCCAUGCUUCACGGUUGGGAUGGUGUUCUUGGGGUUGUACUCAUCCUUCUUCUUCCUCCAAACACAGCGAGUGGAGUUUAGACCAAAAAGCUAUAUUUUUGUCUCAUCAGACCACAUGACCUUCUCCCAUUCCUCCUCUGGAUCAUCCAGAUGGUCAUUGGCAAACUUCAGACGGGCCAGGACAUGCGCUGGCUUGAGCAGGGGGACCUUGCGUGCGCUGCAGGAUUUUAAUCCAUGAUGGCGUAGUGUGUUACUAAUGGUUUUCUUUGAGACUGUGGUCCCUGCUCUAUUCAGAUCAUUGACCAGGUCCUGCCGUGUAGUUCUGGGCUGAUCCCUCGUGUAGUUCUGAGCUGAUCCCUCACCUUCCUCAUGAUCAUUGAUGCCCCACGAGGUGAGAUCUUGCAUGGAGCCCCAGACCGAGGAUGAUUGACCUUCAUCUUGAACUUCUUCCAUUUUCUAAUAAUUGCGCCAACAGUUGUUGCCUUCUCACCAAGCUGCUUGCCUAUUGUCCUGUAGCCCAUCCCAGCCUUGUGCAGGUCUACAAUUUUAUCACUGAUGUCCUUACACAGCUCUCUGGUCUUGGCCAUUGUGGAGAGGUUGGAGUCUGUUUGAUUGAGUGUGUGGACAGGUGUAUUUUAUACAAGUAACGAGUUCAAACAGGUGCAGUUAAUACAGGUAAUGAGUGGAGAACAGGAGGGCUUCUUAAAGAAAAACAAACAGGUCUGUGAGAGCCGGAAUUCUUACUGGUUGGUAGGUGAUCAAAUACUUAUGUCAUGCAAUAAAAUGCAAAUUAAUAACUUAAAAAUCAUACAAUGUGAUUUUUUUGAUUUUUGUUUUAGAUUCCGUCUCUCACAGUUGAAGUGUACCUAUGAUAAAAAUUACAGACCUCUACAUGCUUUGUAAGUAGGAAAACCUGCAAAAUCGGCAGUGUAUCAAAUACUUGUUCUCCCCACUGUAUAUGUCCGAACUCAGAAUCAAAUAUGCUUUGAUUGGCCAUUUUCUACAUUUGUCAAAUCCCAUCAGUUAGCCUGAUUUCAGAUGUGUCCAUGUAAACCAGAUUAUUAGGGAAAUCAUUCUUCUUUCAAAGCAUGUAAACGUUUAAAUCAAACUAUUAUAUGAAUCGGACUAUUCACAAUAAAUGUAUUAUUGUGUGCAUGUAACCGUACUCAUUGACUCCAAGGACCCUAGUGUCUUAUAACCAUGCCUCACCUGACAGACUGCCCUCUGUUAAAAUGCUUAAGUGGUGAAUGUGAUCUCUAUGAUUAGUAACCUGCCAUCUUCUCCUCAGGACACUCUGCUUAAGCUGGACUUGGACCAGGACUGAGUGUCUUAAGUCACUUGUGUAAGAGAGACAGAUGUCCAGCUGUGCUCCCAUCCCACCCCUCCCGGUGCCAGCAGAGCCUGGAGUGUCAUCAGAUUAUCUGGCAAAAGGGAGUGCGAAGAAGAGAGGAGGCGUCUUACAGCACUUCCCCAUGAUGACCAGUGGUCCUCCCAGGGCC
Messenger RNA from Coregonus sp. 'balchen', 22734 nucleotides. The record is from the annotation of a GenBank genome assembly. NCBI's taxonomy places the organism in Eukaryota, Metazoa, Chordata, Actinopteri, Salmoniformes, Salmonidae.